Brassica oleracea var. oleracea is the source of this 645-nucleotide messenger RNA. RefSeq lists its product as uncharacterized. NCBI's taxonomy places the organism in Eukaryota, Viridiplantae, Streptophyta, Magnoliopsida, Brassicales, Brassicaceae. The record is from RefSeq and is a predicted model, not a curated record. The transcript has a single exon. The coding region runs from base 1 to 645 and encodes 214 amino acids.
AUGGAUGAAGAAAGUCGAAUUAUACUUAUCUGGAAGGAUACAGUGGCAUUGAGGGUCCUGCAACAGUCCAAACAGGCAGUCACUUGCGAGAUCAAGCUACCAGGAUCCCAACCUUUUGUGUACACUGCCAUUUACGCCUCCAAUGAGGCAGAGGAGCGAACAGAUCUGUGGGUGGAGCUUCUAAACACUUCCAACACUUUCUCGCUUGAUCAAGUUCCUUGGAUCAUGGGCGGUGACUUCAACCAGGUUAUGCAUUUCUCUGAACACUCAAAUCCCGAAGUUAACUGCCUUUCAAGCCGUAUGGUGGAGUUCAAAGACUGCCUCACACAAAUUGGCCUCUAUGAUCUUCGCUAUCAAGGACCGGUUUUCACCUGGACCAAUAAACAACCUGACUUUCCUGUAGCGAAAAAGCUCGACCGUCUUCUCAUCAACAGCCAAGUUCUAAAUCUCUUCCCCAACUGCUCUUCCUUCUUCCUUCCCGCCCUCACCUAUGACCGUAGCCCCUGCAUCCUUGACUUAGCCUAUAAAAUUUCUACCCAUGGAAUCCGUCCUUUCAAAUUCUACAACUAUCUGACCAAGCACCGAACUUUCUUCAGGUGGUUGAUGACGCAUGGACACAAGCCGGAAGCAUUGUCUGGAACCUAA